AUGUUUAAGCUCAUCAUUGCUUUAUCAUUAUUCGUUGCCAUUCAAGGACAACUUGUUGGUGGUUUUACAGAUCGUCCUGAUCUUGUUGACAGUCCAAUCACACGAAAUAUGAUUAAAUUAGCAACUAGUGAAUUAAAAAAAUCACAAAACCUUGAUGUAUCACUUCUCCGUGUUCUUAGUGUAGCCACACAAGUUGUCAAUGGAGUCAACUAUCGAAUUGUUUUCACAGCUCGUCCAUAUUCAUCAGAUGGUCUUCUUAUCUGUCAAACUAAAAUCUAUCGACAAUUCAAUGGUGAACAAUCGGUUUCUUCAAUUCGUUGUGAUUAA
This is a messenger RNA of Rotaria sp. Silwood1, 327 nucleotides long. Lineage: Eukaryota; Metazoa; Rotifera; Eurotatoria; Philodinida; Philodinidae. The record is from the annotation of a GenBank genome assembly.